Molecule: messenger RNA, 2283 nt
Organism: Ochotona curzoniae (black-lipped pika)
Lineage: Eukaryota; Metazoa; Chordata; Mammalia; Lagomorpha; Ochotonidae
Gene: ADARB1
Product: adenosine deaminase RNA specific B1
Exons: 10
Coding region: 107-2203 (698 amino acids)
Biological process (GO): RNA processing; adenosine to inosine editing
Cellular component (GO): nucleolus; cytoplasm
Molecular function (GO): double-stranded RNA adenosine deaminase activity; tRNA-specific adenosine deaminase activity; double-stranded RNA binding
Source: RefSeq, a predicted model, not a curated record
UGCUGGGAUCUCAGCCCGGCCCGCUCGUGCUGAAGGAAGCUUUGCUGGGGACCAGAACUGCCAGACGGAACCGGUCUCCGGCUGUCAAGAGCCCUCGCCGUGUGCCAUGGAUGCAGAAGACGAGGAGAGCAUGAGUUCCAGCAGUGCGGACAUUAAGGAAAACCGCAACCUGGACAACGUGUCCUCCAAGGAUGGUGGUGCACCUGGGCCCAGCGAGGGGACCCAGCUCUCCAACGGGGGCGCCGGCAGGAAGCGGCCCCUGGAGGAGGGCAGCAACGGCCACGCCAAGUACCGCCUCAAGAAGCGGAGGAGAAUGCCGGGGCCCGUGCUGCCCAAGAACGCGCUGAUGCAGCUGAACGAGGUCAAGCCGGGCCUGCAGUACACGCUGCUCUCGCAGACGGGGCCCGUGCACGCGCCGCUCUUCGUCAUGUCUGUGGAGGUCAACGGGCAGGUGUUCGAGGGCUCGGGCCCCACCAAGAAGAAGGCCAAGCUGCACGCGGCCGAGAAGGCCCUGCGGUCCUUUGUCCAGUUCCCCAACGCCUCCGAGGCCCACCUGGCCAUGGGCCGGACCCUGUCCGUGAACACGGACUUCACGUCCGACCAGGCCGACUUCCCCGACACGCUCUUCAACGGCUUCGAGACGGCCGACCAGAUGGAGCCGCCCUUCUACGUGGGCUCCAACGGGGAUGACUCGUUCAGCUCCAGCGGGGACCUCAGCCUGUCCGCCUCCCCCGUGCCCGCCAGCCUGGCCCAGCCCCCGCUGCCCGUCCUGCCGCCCUUCCCGCCGCCCAGCGGCAAGAGCCCCGUGAUGAUCCUCAACGAGCUGCGCCCGGGCCUCAAGUACGACUUCCUGUCGGAGAGCGGGGAGAGCCACGCCAAGAGCUUCGUCAUGUCCGUGGUGGUGGACGGCCAGUUCUUCGAGGGCUCGGGCAGGAACAAGAAGCUGGCCAAGGCCCGGGCCGCGCAGUCGGCCCUGGCCACUGUCUUCAAUCUGCACCUGGACCAGACGCCAUCUCGCCAGCCCAUCCCCAGCGAAGGGCUGCAGCUGCACCUGCCUCAGGUGCUGGCAGACGCCGUCUCCCGCCUGGUCCUGGGUAAGUUUGGAGACCUGACCGACAGCUUCUCCUCCCCUCACGCCCGCAGGAAGGUGCUGGCCGGGGUCGUCAUGACAACAGGCUCUGACGUUAAGGACGCCAAGGUGAUCAGCAUCUCCACGGGGACCAAGUGCAUCAACGGCGAGUACAUGAGCGACCGCGGCCUGGCCCUGAACGACUGCCACGCCGAGAUCAUCUCACGGAGGUCCCUGCUCAGGUUCCUCUACACGCAGCUGGAGCUUUAUCUAAACAGCAAAGACGAUCAGAAGAAAUCCAUCUUCCAGCGCUCGGAGCGGGGCGGGCUGCGGCUCAAGGAGAACGUGCAAUUCCACCUGUACAUCAGUACCUCCCCGUGCGGCGACGCCCGGAUCUUCUCACCCCACGAGCCCAUCCUGGAGGAGCCGGCAGACAGGCAUCCGAACCGCAAAGCGAGAGGACAGCUGCGGACCAAGAUAGAGUCUGGCGAGGGCACCAUCCCCGUGCGCUCCAAUGCCAGCAUCCAGACGUGGGACGGCGUGCUGCAGGGCGAGCGGCUGCUUACCAUGUCCUGCAGUGACAAGAUAGCACGGUGGAAUGUGCUGGGGAUCCAGGGAGCACUCCUCAGCAUCUUCGUGGAGCCCAUCUACUUGUCCAGCAUCAUCCUGGGGAGCCUCUACCACGGGGACCAUCUCUCCAGGGCCAUGUACCAGCGGCUGUCCAACAUCGAGGACCUGCCCCCCCUCUACACCCUCAACAAGCCCCUGCUUAGCGGCAUCAGCAACGCAGAGGCACGGCAGCCAGGAAAGGCGCCCAACUUCAGUGUUAACUGGACAGUGGGUGACUCGGCCAUCGAGGUCAUCAAUGCCACGACAGGGAAGGACGAGCUGGGCCGAGCGUCGCGCCUGUGUAAGCGCGCGUUGUUCUGUCGCUGGACGCGCGUGCAUGGCAAGGCGCCCCCCCACUUGCUGCGCGCCAAGAUCACGAAGCCCAGCAUGUACCACGAGUCCAAGCUGGCAGCCAAGGAGUACCAGGCGGCCAAGGCACGGCUCUUCACGGCCUUCGUCAAGGCGGGUCUGGGCGCCUGGGUGGAGAAGCCCACGGAGCAGGACCAGUUCUCGCUUACACCCUGAGUGGGGUCAGCUGUCGCCCAGCAUCGCCCCGAGUAUCGUGGUGGGAUCUGGGGCCCGUGCUCACCUCGGGGAGGGUGUGG